CGAGGUGCUUAAAAACGUGCGUUUUGCUUUCGUAAACCGUAGCUUACACUAGUACUUGUUGUGUUUCUCGCGUUGUAUCAACUCACCGUUUUGAAAGGGGCGUUUAUUUGGUCACAAGACCGGAAGUCACCUCGGUGUGAACACGUUGAGCUUUGCUGUGGGGGUAUGCGCUAUAAAGUCCAGGCGACUUGCAAGCAGACUUGACUUGACAACAAAAAGUGACACAAUGUAUGCCAAAAAGAUAUCCCUCUGCAGGAUGACUGUGACCGAGCUGGACGAUUUCCUCCGGAAACCCCCGAGCGGCGUCUCGGUGUCUACCCAGAAGUCGACCAAGCGGGUCCACAUUGACCCUGCGACCAGCCUGCUUCUAGCCGACCCUUGUGACGCCUUGGCGGGCAGCGUCGUGUUCCAGGGUUCGCUUGGACGAAGCAUUCGAUUGACAAACUUGUGGGAGUACAGUAGCUUCCGGAAGAGUCUUGUGUCCAAAACCAUUUACCUGCUGGUGUCCACUCACCUGCCAAACUCCACAGACGUCAUGAAGCGCUACGUGGUGUCAAUGGACGGUGCCAACCCGCUGGUCCGGUGGCAGCUGGAGAGAGGUCUGGACUGGACCAUCUCAUCCGUGGCGGGCGAGAGCUACCAGGUGGAAAUCGACCUGAGCGACGCAUUGGACAAGUGGGCGUCCCGCAACUUUCCCAAAGAUAACAAGACUGGCAUGAGACCUCAGUGGGCUGAUGCCUCCUUCAUGCUUAAGUACCACUCUGACGCCCUCUUUGACUUCCCGUACUGGUUUGGACUUAGCAAGAGGAAGUUUAAGUUGAGACUCACCUGAGGAGGGCGCCGCACACCCGCCCUAUUCGGCCGUCCACUUUUUCCCGUGGAGACGACCUCCCUCAGAAGACGCCGGUACCCGCCAGGUGGAGAGAGGCGUUAGGAGGAUGCUCUCAUGAAGCAAGAAGAAACAGGAAAACCUAAGAAGGAGCUGAAAGCUUGUUACAAGCAACCAAAAAAUGUAGUAUUUUUAUAUGAUGUACUUUAUUUGUUGUAAUAGCCGCAAUAAAAGGAAAGAACAAGAGUGGGUCUUCUUUUA
Messenger RNA from Dunckerocampus dactyliophorus (ringed pipefish), 1090 nucleotides. RefSeq names its product mesenteric estrogen-dependent adipogenesis protein-like. The record is from RefSeq and is a predicted model, not a curated record. The transcript is spliced from 5 exons. Lineage: Eukaryota; Metazoa; Chordata; Actinopteri; Syngnathiformes; Syngnathidae. The coding region runs from base 227 to 832 and encodes 201 amino acids.